AUGAUGGACGGUGACCGUACAUCACCCCGACGAUCUAGCCGCAAACGAUCCAUCAUCUAUGCCGACCCAGCAAACGCCUCGCGCCCUUCCAAAAAGCCCAAAACACAACCUCAUCAACAAGCAGCCCAAGACGAGGAGCCCGCCAACACUCUAUACCUUCGAAUCUACUGCCUAGGAAGCAACAACAAUGCAGAGCUCGGCCUCGGCCCCAACCACCGCGUCGGAGACGUCAGAGUCCCAACACUCAACCCUUUCCUCUCCUGCCCAUCACCAUCCGAGAAAUCCCUUAAAAAGGGAUCAUUUCCCACAAUCAAAAACAGAGUAAUCCAACUCGCCGUCGGCGGUAUGCACUGCGCCGCCCUCACCUCCACAAAUGAAAUCCUCACCUGGGGCGUCAACGACAACGGUGCCCUGGGAAGAGACACCAGCUCCGCCCGGCUGGAAGAAUACCUCAAAAACCUCACCCUCCACGACGACAACUCCUCCACCACCUCUUCUGAACCAGACAUCAACCCCCUCGAAUCCACCCCCCACCCCGUCCCCUUCCCAAACAUCAACCCCCCAAAAUGGACCCAAAUCACCGCUUGCGACAGCGCCACCUUCCUCCUCUCCACCACCGGCCAAAUCUACGGCUGGGGCUGCACCCGCUCCUCCCAAGGCGUCUCCCUCUUCACCCCCCAAACCGCCAUCCAACGCACGCCCCUCCCCAUCCCCCUGCCUGAACCCAUAACCAAAAUAUCCGCAAGAGGUAACCACAUCCUAGCCCUGACCAAAACCGGCCAAGUCUACACAUGGGGCCUAGGCAGCGAGCAAGGCCAACUCGGCCGCCGUCUUCCCCAACGCGGAAAUUCUCUUCUCUCCUGCGCAGUCACACCGAGGAAAAUAAAACUAAAAAACAUCAUCGACAUCGCCGCCGGACCAGACCACAGUUUUGCCGUUGGUGAAAACGGAGAGGUGUGGGCUUGGGGAUUAGACAACUACGCCCAAACAGGAGCCCUCGCCUCCAACCGGGGAGAAGACGGGGGGGGGUUAUUCAUUUCGACACCAACCCGGGUUACCAACCUAGAGGGGAUACUAAACGGCCGAAGAAUAAAAUAUCUAACCGGGGGAAAUAGUCAUAGCCUUUGUUUGUUGGAUGACGGGAGUGUCUACUCCUGGGGAAGGCUUGACUCUUUCGCCACGGGGGUAGAUAUCGACACGUUGACAGCACAGAAGGGACAAAAAUGGGAGGAGGAGUUUGUGGUUAGGGAUGGGAGGGGUAGGGCGAGGAUUGUGACCUGUCCGGUGAGGAUCUUGCCGCUGGGGGAGGGGGAAAACGACAAGAUUAGAUGGGUCGAGGCGGGGGCGGAACAUGGGGUCGCUGUUACGGUGGAUGGGAGGGUGGUUACCUGGGGGUUUAAUGCUAGUUGUCAGACGGGACAUAGAGGAGAAGAGGAGGAGAUCAAGACGCCGAGGGUGGUGGGUGUGAGAAAAGGUUGUUUGGAGGGGGUCAGGUUUGGGUGGACGGGGGCUGGAGGGCAUUUUACUGUUUUGGGGGAGGUGGUUGGGUUGUGA
Molecule: messenger RNA, 1554 nt
Organism: Podospora pseudopauciseta
Lineage: Eukaryota; Fungi; Ascomycota; Sordariomycetes; Sordariales; Podosporaceae
Exons: 1
Coding region: 1-1554 (517 amino acids)
Cellular component (GO): cytoplasm
Molecular function (GO): guanyl-nucleotide exchange factor activity
Source: RefSeq, a predicted model, not a curated record